Diaporthe amygdali is the source of this 1203-nucleotide messenger RNA. RefSeq lists its product as uncharacterized. Lineage: Eukaryota; Fungi; Ascomycota; Sordariomycetes; Diaporthales; Diaporthaceae. The record is from RefSeq and is a predicted model, not a curated record. Bases 1 to 1203 code for a protein of 400 amino acids. The transcript is spliced from 7 exons.
AUGUCUAGUACUGAAGAGCCAGUGCUUGGCGCUGAUGAGAAGUAUGAGAUCGCUGUCUCGUACGGGACCAUCAUAUCUACAGGUGUUUUGGCAAUCCUGGUUGGCGGCACGAGGCUUUAUGUUCGUAAGUUCGUGAUCAAAGCGUUCGGAUUGGAUGACUGGGCUUGUCUCGUUGGUUUGAUCUCUGUAACCAUAUUCAAUGGCAUUGGGCUGGCUGUCGUACACUACGGCGUCGGGAAGCAUAUCGAACAUGUUUCAUUAUACUACAUCUGCAUAUGCAUAUACUUGUUCAUUUCUCUAGCCGUCAAGUCCAGCAUCCUUUUGUUACUACGGCGGGUGUUUCCAACCCCGUAUAUUCAGUACACGACGCUCGGCCUGCUCAUAUUCCUUGUGCUCUUUACGAUAUCGGGCACACUCGUUGCCGCAUUCCAGUGCAACCCUCCCAAAUACGCUUUUGAACUACAGUUCCUUAUGUCGCCUGACAGGGUGAAAUACUGCUACUCGUCGGAUGUUGCCUAUGGAAUUUUCAUGUACCAGGCUGUCCUGCUAUUUGCUUGCGACAUCAUCAUCUUCCUUCUUCCAUUCCCUGCAUUGAUAAAACUCAACAUGGGCUCUGCCAAGAAGACGGCGCUUCUGUUGGUCUUUGGCAGCGGCCUAGUAGCCUGCAUUGCACCCGCCAUCAGAUUCGAAAGUAUACAGUUCUAUAAGUCUGGAUCUUCAGACACAACUUUCGCGGGGGCGCAAUCCUUGUAUUGGAUGGCCAUUGAGUACAACCUUGGCUUGGUGGCCGGGUCAUUGACGGGACUCCGGCCUCUGCUUUCCAGAAUCGGAGUGCUAUUGUCAAGCAAAGGAGACUCGAAUUAUAAGAGCAAUCAGUUCACGCCAUCUUAUCGACUCGAAAAUCGCGACAACAAACACUGGGCUUCCAGCCAGCGCAGUGCCGCCAAAAACAAUAGGCAUCAAGGGGACAGCAUCCUCGAACCCACGGUCUUGGGCGACCGCAAUUCCGACGAGAGUGGCCGCCAGCACAUACUAAAGACCCAGUCUAUUAGCAUUACCGAGGAAGAGCGGGUCGAUCCAGAGGACAAGAAGGUCAGAUCUUUGCACAGAUCCGAACGAUGGGAGAUGCAAAGCCGAUACGGUGGCGAGGUCGAGCCCUCAAUUGACUACAUCGGAGCUCUAAAUGCCGACCAUCCGGGUUGA